GAAGUUGACUCGCACUGCGGCUGCGCGGCUCGCUGUGUGCCGCCCAACUUGCGCCAAAAGCACGACCAUCGCAUCUCCAAUUUAAAAAAUAAUAAAAAAAAAAUAAAAACUCCCCGUACGAGGCGUAUUCCAUUCCAGAAGAUACGGGUUUAAAUUAAAAUAAACAUGGCAUGUUGUACGCGUUCGCCGCGACCCUGGCCGAUCUAGCGACCAUCUCAAUAUGUGUCUUCGGGAUUGGACUUAAGUUUUAUGAAUAGUGUUAGUUGAUUUCUUGUGUGCACUGUGUGGUGAAACGUGUGUUUUAUCCCUAAUUGAUCUUAAUGAAAACCCUGUGGGACCAAGCCGAUUGAAAGCAGCGACAUUCUAUGAAAAAUAAUCCUAUAUUUAAAUUUUUAUCUAAAAUUUAACAUAAACAAAUAUAAUAUAAUAUCUAUGCCUUAAGUUUCAGACAUCCUAUCGUAUUAAUUCUAAAUAUUUACGUAACGUAUAAUUCUACAAUAGAUAGGUUCUGUAAUUUGUGUCAAAAUAAAUAACGUGUGGAUUGAAUAUUGAAUAUUCGUAUGAUAACGUCGUAUAGUCGUAUGUCGGGAGUGGACACUCUGGUUCAACAGAGUGAUAUUACACAGAUCAAGAUGAAUGCCACAGAUGGUGGUGGCGAAGAUGUGGCUGCGACUCCAACCACUCCAGUUGCAAACCCGACGCCAGAUGCCGGCCCCCUUAUACCGGUACCCGUAGCUCCUCGCAAGCCUGCUCGACGAGGGCCGAAGGUGCAGCAAGAGAGACCGAAAAGAGCUCUCUUCUGCCUUACCCUCAAGAAUCCGCUAAGAAAAUUGUGCAUAGAUAUCGUAGAAUGGAAACCGUUCGAAUGGAUGAUACUUACAACGAUUUUCGCGAACUGUAUAGCGUUGGCCGUCUAUACUCCGUAUCCUGCAAGCGAUUCAAACUACACGAACUGGGUCCUGGAAAAAAUCGAAUACAUAUUUCUCGUCAUAUUCACGGGGGAAUGUGUAAUGAAGAUCAUUGCGUACGGCUUCGUCAUGCACCCUGGCUCAUAUCUUCGGAAUGGCUGGAAUUUGCUCGACUUCACAAUCGUUGUUAUUGGUAUGGUGAGCACAGUACUAUCUAGUAUCUUCAAAGAUGCGUUCGACGUGAAAGCGCUGCGAGCGUUUCGUGUUUUAAGACCGCUGAGACUGGUGUCGGGAGUCCCUAGCUUACAAAUCGUGUUGAAUUCCAUCUUGAAGGCGAUGGUACCGUUACUCCACAUCGCGUUGCUGGUUAUCUUCGUCAUAAUUAUAUAUGCCAUCAUCGGUCUCGAGUUGUUCUCAGGCAAGAUGCAUAAAACGUGUUACAACAGACUAACAGAUGAGAUUAUGGAUAAUCCGCAUCCAUGUGACGUGGACAACGGUUUCAACUGUUCCAUGAUUGGCGAUGAUAUGGAGUGCAAAGAAGGUUGGAUCGGUCCCAACUUUGGUAUCACGAAUUUCGACAACUUCGGCCUGUCUAUGCUCACAGUCUUCCAAUGCAUAACUUUAGAGGGCUGGACAGAUGUCAUGUACAAUAUACAAGACGCGAUGGGGAACAGCUGGGAAUGGAUAUACUUUGUAUCGAUGGUCAUAUUGGGAGCAUUUUUCGUUAUGAACCUAAUUCUCGGUGUGUUGUCUGGAGAGUUCUCCAAAGAAAGAGAGAAAGCGAAAAACCGAGGAGAUUUUCAGAAGUUAAGAGAGAAACAGCAGUUAGAAGAAGAUCUUAAAGGUUAUCUAGACUGGAUCACGCAGGCUGAAUACCUUGAGCCACUCGCAGAUCAACACGAUACUGUAGACCAGAAGAGAGAUUAUGUCAUUGGCAACUUAAUAGGUCAGAACCAAGCAGAAAACGAUUCAACGGACCACUUAGGUAUAGAACCGGUCGAGCAACAGAAAAUUUCUAUAGGUAAAUUGUGGAAGAAAGACUUUGAUAAGGCGAACCGUCGCAUGAAGCGAGCGUGUCGGCGCGCAGUUAAGUCGCAGACCUUCUACUGGCUCAUCAUUGUACUCGUGUUUCUAAACACCGUCGUGCUGGCCAGCGAGCACUACCAACAGCCAACAUGGCUCGAUCACUUUCAAGAAUAUGGAAACGCGAUGUUCGUAGCACUUUUUACAUUGGAGAUGUUGGUCAAAAUGUACAGUUUAGGCUUACAGGGCUACUUCGUGUCACUAUUCAAUCGGUUUGAUUGCUUCGUGGUGGUGGGAUCCAUCAGCGAGAUGGUGCUGACGAAGAGCGAGCUGAUGCCACCGCUCGGCGUGUCGGUGUUGCGCUGCGUGCGCUUGCUGCGCGUCUUCAAAGUUACCAAGUACUGGCGUUCACUGUCUAACCUGGUUGCGUCUCUGCUCAACUCAAUCCAGUCCAUCGCGUCCCUACUGUUGCUACUUUUCCUCUUCAUCAUGAUCUUUGCGUUGUUAGGCAUGCAGGUUUUUGGUGGCAAGUUUAACUACGACCCAGUGGAGGAGAAAGAUCGACACAACUUCGAUUGCUUCUGGCAAGCGUUGCUUACGGUUUUUCAGAUCUUAACAGGUGAAGAUUGGAACGCGGUAAUGUACGAAGGGAUCAAGGCAUAUGGUGGAGUCGGUACAUUCGGCAUACUUGCCUGUAUCUACUUCAUCAUACUCUUUAUUUGCGGCAACUACAUUCUACUAAACGUGUUCUUGGCCAUCGCUGUUGAUAACUUAGCUGACGCAGAAUCUUUGACCAACAUUGAAAAAGAAGAAGGUCAGGGUGCAGAAGAGAAAGAAGAAGAUCAAGGUGAAGUAGAAGGCGCGCUUGCAGAUACUGAUGAUGAGUAUAUUCACGACGACGAUGCCUACACAACUGACAAUUCUGAUAGAGACUACGAAGAAACAGGAUCGGAAGGUGAGCCACAAGAAGAAAUAGAUGUAGAUGCAGAAGAUGCUGUAAUUGAUGAAGAGAGUGAUGAAAGAAUCGAAGAAGAACAAGAAGGUGAAGAAAUUGAGAAUCAUCAGAGAAACCACAUAGAUGGUGGCGAGUUAGAAGAGGAGGGAACGCUUGUAACCGCUAGACCACGGCGGAUAUCUGAACUGAAUAUGCCAAAUCAGACGCCGCCAAUACCGAACGCUAGUAGUUUCUUCGUAUUCUCACCAACGAACAGAUUUCGAGUGUUCUGCUAUAAGAUGUCAGCAUCUUCGACAUUUGGGAACAUAAUCCUGGUGUGCAUCAUGCUGUCCUCUGCCAUGUUGGCAGCAGAGGAUCCUUUAGACGCUGCCCAAAAAGGGUUUAGGAAUUGGUUACUGAGUCAGUUCGACAUAUUCUUCACUGGCAUCUUCACGCUCGAGCUGUUCUUGAAGCUAGUGACAUACGGCCUCAUUUUGCACGAGGGUGCCUUCCUGCGUUCCGCCUUCAACGUACUCGACAUGCUUGUUGUUUGCGUCUCUCUAAUCUCUAUGAGCUUUAAGUCUGGAAGUAUAUCCGUGGUGAAAAUAUUGCGAGUAUUCAGGGUGCUGAGGCCUCUAAGAGCCAUUAACAGGGCCAAGGGCCUUAAGCACGUUGUUCAGUGCGUGAUCGUUGCAAUCAAAACGAUUGGAAACAUUUUGUUGGUAACGUCCUUGCUUCAAUUCAUGUUCGCGGUCAUGGGAGUGCAAAUGUUCAAGGGUAAAUUUUUUAGAUGUAACGAUAUUUCGAAAAUGACAAAAGAUGAGUGUCAAGGAACUUAUUUAGUAUUCGAAAAUCGUAAUUACGUAGUUAGAGAUAGAGAAUGGAAAAGAAAUGACUUUCAUUUUGAUAAUGUUAUGAAAGGGAUGCUCACCCUUUUCACUGUAUCCACUUUUGAAGGAUGGCCAGGGUUAUUGUAUGUAUCUAUAGAUUCGAAUGCAGAGGAUCGUGGUCCCAUUACUAACUUCCGUCCAAUUGUUGCAGCAUAUUAUAUUAUUUACAUUAUUAUAAUUGCCUUCUUUAUGGUAAAUAUAUUCGUCGGUUUCGUCAUAGUGACAUUCCAAAAUGAGGGUGAGCAGGAAUACAAGAACUGUGAACUAGACAAGAACCAAAGAAAUUGUAUAGAAUUCGCCUUAAAAGCUAAACCUAUUAGAAGAUAUAUACCAAAGCACCGAAUCCAGUACAAAGUGUGGUGGUUCGUCACCUCUCAACCAUUUGAAUACGCGAUCUUCGUUCUCAUUAUGAUAAACACUAUCACCCUCGCCAUGAAGUACCAUAACCAGCCCCACGAGUAUAGCAAGGCCCUCGAUAUGCUCAACAUGAUAUUCACUGCGGUCUUCGCUCUUGAAUUUAUCUUCAAAUUAGCUGCAUUUCGGUUUAAGAACUAUUUCGGAGACGCAUGGAACACGUUCGACUUCAUCAUCGUUUUAGGUAGCAUCAUCGAUAUCGUCGUAUCACAAGUAAAUGAACUCAAAAAUCAGGGAAGUGGGUUGCAAAGAACACACGUUGUUAAGGAAAGUUCGAUCCCAUCUAUAAACUUCUUCCGCUUGUUUCGUGUGAUGAGACUCGUCAAGCUGUUGUCUCGCGGGGAAGGCAUUCGCACGUUACUCUGGACUUUCAUCAAAUCAUUCCAAGCACUGCCAUAUGUUGCUCUGUUGAUCUUGAUGCUAUUCUUCAUUUACGCAGUGGUCGGGAUGCAAGUAUUUGGGAAAAUUGCAAUAGACGACGAUACACCUAUUACACGAAACAACCACUUCCAGACAUUUCCGCAAGCCAUAUUAGUUUUGUUUCGAUCAGCUACCGGUGAAGCUUGGCAAGAUAUAAUGAUGGGAGUAUCCCCGGAGCCUGAAGUGCGCUGUGAUCGUAACUAUGAUGAGGAGGGUGAGGAAGACAGUAGCGGUUCCUGUGGCAGCGUACUCGCAUUUCCCUACUUCAUCUCAUUUUAUGUGCUUUGCUCCUUCCUCAUUAUUAAUUUGUUCGUCGCCGUUAUCAUGGAUAAUUUUGACUAUUUAACCAGAGACUGGUCGAUAUUGGGACCACACCACUUAGAUGAAUUUAUAAGGUUAUGGAGUGAAUACGAUCCAGAUGCUAAAGGAAGAAUAAAACAUUUAGAUGUAGUAACAUUAUUAAGGAAAAUAAGUCCGCCUUUAGGUUUCGGCAAAUUGUGCCCUCAUCGUGUGGCGUGCAAGCGUCUGGUUUCCAUGAACAUGCCGCUUAACUCAGACGGAACAGUUCUCUUCAACGCCACACUCUUCGCUGUCGUGCGAACCUCACUUAAGAUCAAAACUGAUGGCAAUAUAGAUGACUGCAACACGGAACUUCGUGCAGUUAUCAAGAAAAUCUGGAAGCGAACCUCUCCUAAGCUUCUCGACCAGGUAGUACCACCUCCUGGAGACCCUAACGAGAUCACUGUUGGAAAGUUCUACGCUACCUUCCUUAUACAGGACUACUUCAGAAGGAAUCACGCGUUCAAAAAGCGUAAGGAGCAAGAGAUGAGACAGAGUGACGAGCAGAGUCACCAAAUGACAUUGCAAGCUGGCUUGAGAACCCUGCACGAAGCUGGACCGGAACUAAAGCGAGCUAUAUCGGGAACUCUUGACGAAAUUGUUGCUGAUAAUGAUAUUCCAAUGCAUAGGAGAAACCAUUCGUUAUUUGGUGGAGUGUGGUCAAGUAUACGCAGGCAUGGUCCCAACCGGCAGUUCCAUAGACACAGGAAACAUGGAGAAGCCCCUCCCGUAGAAGGAGUAGGUAACCAUUUGAGUUCGAUGAUGCAGCGUGAAUACGGAAUGGCUGCCGUGCCACUGGCACCCAACCUAGCUAACGGACAGCCAAAGGAACAAAUACCUUUGAGACCUCUCAUAUUCAACGGGGAGUCGGAGAAGAUAUACCAGGUGCUCGACAACCAAAAGUCGAACUACCCGGAGAUGCUCGGACAGAUAGGUCUCGCGUUCGGAUGCGUCAACUAUCUCUCGACGCCGGAGACGGCCGGAGCCAAGUCGACCUCGCCGUCGAGGCAGAAGAUCCACCCGGAAGGGGAAAGCAAGCUCACCCUGCCCCGCAAGGCGUCCCCCGAGGAGCGCACGCCGUCGCCCGGCGAGACCAUAGCGCCGAAGAUCUCGCUGCUGCUGGCGCGCGAGUGCACGCCGGCGGAGUCGCGGCCGAUGACGCUGUACGGGUACAACGCGGCGGCGCGCCUGCCCUUCGCGUUCUCGCACGCGCGCGCGCGCCGCAGCCUGCGCGCCGCGCCCGCGCCCGCGCCGCCAGGUCGGAUGGUGCGCAGCGCCUCCUCGGGCGCGCGAGCCCCGCUUGUAGCCCCGCCGCACCCAGGAGGCGAUAGUUCCGGACGCGGCGUGGUAUCGCUACCCGGAAGCCCUCGGAACAGCUCAUCAGUGCCCGUUGUUGGUUCCGCGGAGAGCCUGGUCACGAGGGUACUGGCUGAACAAGGCUUAGGCGUUUACUGUGAUCCAGAAUUCGUAAGAAAUACUUCAAGAGAAAUGCAGGAGGCACUUGAUAUGACCCAAGAACAAAUGGAUAGAGCGGCGCACCAACUAAUGAUUCAAGAGAGAAAUAUAAAGCAAGUUCAAAACCAACAAGCCCAAGUGGGUAACUUUUGGGGUGUUGUAGGGCGAGAUCCUAGCCCGUCAGUACCAUCCCUACCACCAGCCAGCCAUGCCGCCGCCCACCAAGCGGUUAUAGCACCAACACAAAAUGGCGUCCAGAAAGGCGUCGACAAAUGUCAUCCGCAGCAUAGAAGAAAACGAAAACGCAAGCCGGUGCUUGUUUAGACAAUUUAAAAACAUACCUUGCGUUAUUAAUUUUACACUAUGAACAAAAAAAAAUAUAUGCUCAAUUGUUUCUCUUAUACCUUCGUGUCAUAGACCUUAGCCUUUUUGGCAAUUAAAGUAGAUACUUGAAAAGAAGGAUCAAUACUAGGUAUAUACUGAAUUUCUUCAAUUGUGACUAACGCGAUUAAAAGUGAGAUCUGUAGUUCAGUAGGUAUUUUAUAGCAAAAUAUAGAUACUAAGAGCCUGGUAUAAUAUUAGUGUAAGGUUAUUGGGUAUUGCUCUUUUUACCAUGAUCAUAAUAAUUAUAGCUUACGGCUUAACUAAAGUAUUCGCUGGAUUUAAUAUUUGGUACUGAGGACAAUUCUGGAAUGGAAAUUUUGGAAUGAAUAUUAAAACAAAGAAAAAACCUAAUGUUAUUAUAGAAAUAUUUUUUUUAAAAAAAAUAUUUUUGUCAUAACCAACUGUAUGAAAUAUAUAUGAACCAAAAUUUUAAAUUAAAUAACAACUAUUUUAGAUUUAUACUCAGAUCUGCAAUUGUUCGCUAGUAUUAUAUAAGUCGAGUAUAUAUUAUAUACUUUUCAGCCGAAUCGUAGCCAUUUCGUUAUUGAAUUAUUCGACUUAAUACUAAAACAGUAAGAACAAGGCAAUAACAGCUUACGCAUUACGCAACGUCGUCAUAGCUGGUAGCUAGUCGAUAUCAAAAAACGUAAAACGAAGUGUUAUUUUUUUUAAAAAAAAGUUUGUUCGAGCUUUAAGUUUAUUUUAAAAUGUAUAAAAUUGUGUGCAACCAUGAAAUAAAACAAGUAUUUAUAAACGUAAUCCCACUACGUAGUUCAUAAGCAGAAAUUUUUAUUUGAAUAAUUGUGUGAAAAUCUUAAAUCUUUUUCACCUCUGUUUUGAAUAACCUGACUGAUUAAACAGUUAAUUUGUGACAAUUAUUUUACCUACGGGUAAAUUUGUGUACCGACUAAAGAAAAAAUUCAACACAAUUUUUGCAUUUUUACUCACGUAUCUUUAAUGAACCAGAUUGACAAUAUUGCACUUAAAGACUUGACAAACUUUAUAACUUAGUAAUUCAAUUCGGAUUAAAUUGUUAAAAUAUUAUAAAUCGAUCCCAAAAUAACGGGAGUUAAAAUUACUUUUAAAUAAUUAUUCUGUAAGUUUUAUAUCAUAAAAUCACAUAUUAACCCGUGAUCAGAAUUCAACAGAUAAUUUAAUAAAACUAAAAUAGAACGUCAUCAACUUUCAUAAUCAAAGGAAUUGAAAUACUUUUAACACAGUAUUUUAUCGCACGUAAUACAUUGUAACGAACCGUAUUUCGUAAAAGACAGUAGAGAAAUAAAUAAUGUUUAUUAUUUAUCAUUAUGAUACAUUAUAAUAUAAGAUAGCAUUUAUAACUAAAAUAUUUUUCAAUGAGGUUAUGAUGCGAGAUAUGAAAUGAAUAUGAAAAAAAACAAAAAUCAAGAUUAUUUAUUAAUAAAAAAUAACAUUCUAAACUUGAUUCAAUCUUCCCCGAGGCUCAGUGAGAUUUAAAAAAAAGAAAG
Molecule: messenger RNA, 8251 nt
Organism: Nymphalis io (European peacock)
Lineage: Eukaryota; Metazoa; Arthropoda; Insecta; Lepidoptera; Nymphalidae
Product: muscle calcium channel subunit alpha-1-like
Exons: 48
Coding region: 561-6707 (2048 amino acids)
Biological process (GO): calcium ion import across plasma membrane
Cellular component (GO): voltage-gated calcium channel complex; membrane
Molecular function (GO): high voltage-gated calcium channel activity
Source: RefSeq, a predicted model, not a curated record